Messenger RNA from Caenorhabditis elegans, 1050 nucleotides. It is a transcript of the gene srw-77, whose product is annotated as G_PROTEIN_RECEP_F1_2 domain-containing protein. NCBI's taxonomy places the organism in Eukaryota, Metazoa, Nematoda, Chromadorea, Rhabditida, Rhabditidae. Gene Ontology annotation, biological process: G protein-coupled receptor signaling pathway. The transcript is spliced from 4 exons. The coding region runs from base 1 to 1050 and encodes 349 amino acids. Gene Ontology annotation, molecular function: G protein-coupled peptide receptor activity. The record is from RefSeq and is marked reviewed.
AUGAACAAGAAAACUUUUGCUAUAAUUCAGCAAAUAACGAGCUAUAUUACCAAUGUUCAAUUUGUGAUUGCCAUCGUCGGAUUUAUCCUAACAAUUCCUCAUUUACUAAUACUCACGAGAAAGUCUAUGAGAAGUUCUAGCACUAAUUCAAUUAUGACUGGAAUUGCAAUUUUGGAUUUAGUUGUGCUAUUGGAAGUUGUCCUGGAACAUGUCUAUUAUUUCUGGAUCUAUGAUAAUCCAUGUAUAAAUCAUAGCAAUUACAACUUCGAACUGUUUCUCUGGAUCGGAGAUUUUCUGAAAGACACUGGAGAACGGGCUUCAUUCUGGAUGGGUGUUUUUCUAGUUCUUAUCAGAUUGCUCAUCACAAAAUUUAAAACUGCUCAACGCUUAUCAGGCUAUUUUUUCGGCUAUGCUGUGUUCACUCUCACGUUUAUCAUAAAUGUUUUGAUAUCGUAUUAUUUCUAUUCAAAGUUUUAUCUUCAAGCAUGGAUGGUCCCAUGGCAACCUGGAAAACGAUGCAGUGAAUUUCCCAAAGGAUACAGUGAGAACCUAUAUGUUCGAACCAUUCAAGAUCAGGCUAGUUAUAUGGCGGUCUUUGGCAAUUAUAGUAUCAUAGGCGGAAUGUCCAAGAUUCUUAUCAGCGUCCUAUACCCAGUUUUAGCAGUAUUUUUGAUUUUUGAUAUCAGGAAGUCUGCGAAACAUGCGUCGACAGCUAAUAGCAAAAAGGCGGCUAAGGAAAGAUACCACACUGGACGUAUGAUUCUUCUGAUGGCAGUAUUAUACACAAUUACCAGUGCUCCUGGAGGAAUAUCCAAAUUUAUUACGCUCUACUGCAAAGUUCCUGAUGGUUCAAUUUUGAUGCUGCUUAUUGGAUACGGUUCCAUAUUUCUAUCUGCUUUAUUCUGCUUAAACUCUGCGUCUCACUGUCUCAUCAACUUCUCAAUGUCCACAAAUUACCGAAAGGCGGCGAAAAUGGUAUUUUUUGCAAAUCGGAAACAAAGUAGCACAUCUGUUUUAUCGGUAAAUUUGCAUCUGGAGUUCAAACUUUAA